GAAUCACGACUCGUGCUGCUCAAACAGUGAACAUGAAUGAGAACAACAAACACUAACAAACUAAUCAUGUUUUCAUCAUUCAUACAUGCCUAAAUAUGAAGUUUAUUUGCAGUGUUAGUUUUUAGAGAUUUUUUUUGUCUAACCGGUUCAGUAGGCCUAGGCCAUUAACUCUAAUUCUAAUUCUAAACUCUAAUUACUCUCUUCAUAAAGAUGGCGUUUAUUAAAGAUGAGACUGAAGACAUAAAGAUUGAGUAUAUUAAAGAGGAAGAGACUGAAGACAUAAAGAUGGUGAUUAUUAAAGCGGAGACUGAAGACAUGAAGAUUGAAUUUAAUAAAGAGGAGUUUGAAGAAAUAAAGAUUGAAGAAACAUUCAGUGUGAAACAUGAAGAUACUGAGGAACAAACAGACCUAAUGGCACUGAAAGAGGUGAGUUUUGAACUUAAUGAAAAAGAAGAAGAGAAAAAACAUAAUUUCAUGACUGGAGAAAAAUCAACACAGGCUAAAAAGUGUUCCUCACAAAAAGGAGCUCAAAAGACUGGAACUAAAAGUCAUUUCACCUGCCAACAGUGUGGAAAGAGUUUUGAUCGACAUAGAAAGCUUCAAGUCCACAUGAGAGAUCACACUGGAGAAAAGCCUCAUACCUGCACUCUGUGUGGGAAUGGCUUCACACGGGAACAAAGCCUCAGGGAACACAUGAGAAUUCAUACUGGAGAAAAGCCUCACACCUGCAAAAAAUGUGGACAGAGUUUCAGUCAAAAGGGAAGCCUUACAGUCCACAUGAGAGUUCACACUGGAGAGAAACCUUUAACCUGCCAACAGUGUGGAAAGGGAUUCAGUGACAAAAAAAACCUUACAGCCCACAUGACAAUUCACACUGGAGAGAAAGCUUACACCUGUCAAAAGUGUGGACAGAGUUUCAGUCGAAAAGAAGGCCUUACAGUCCACAUGAGUAACCACACUGGAGAAAAGCCUCACAUCUGUCAAGAGUGUGGAAAAAGUUUCAGUGGAAAAGGAAAACUUGAAAUCCACAUGAGAAUUCACACUGGAGAGAAACCUUUCACCUGUCAAGAGUGUGGAAAGAGUUUCAUUCAAAAAGGACAUCUUACAGCCCACAUGAGAAUUCACACUGGAGAAAAGCCUCAUACCUGCCAACAGUGUGGAAAGAGUUUCAUUCGAAAGGAAGGACUUAUAGCUCACAUAAGCACUCACACUGGAGAAAAGCCUUACACCUGCAGUCUGUGCGGGAAUGGUUUCACACGGGAACAACGCCUUAGGGAACACAUGAGAGUUCACACUGGAGAGAAACCUUUUAAAUGUGUUCAGUGUGGAAAGAGUUUCACACAUAAAGUGAGCCUUUAUUACCACAUGAAUAUUCACGCUGGAGAGAAGCCAUUCACAUGUGAUCAGUCUGGAAAUAGUUUCAGAUUUAAAGGUAACCUUAAGGGCCACAUAAGCACUCACACUGGAGAAAAGCCUUACACCUGCACUCUGUGUGGGAAUGGCUUCACACGCAAACAACGCCUUAGGGAACACAUGAGAGUUCACACUGGAGAGAGCCUAUUCACCUGCCAACAGUGUGGAAAGAGUUUCAGUCAAAAACGACACCUUAUAGACCACAUGAGAACUCACACUGGAGAAAAGCCUCAUACCUGCCAACAGUGUGGAAAGAGUUUCACAUUUAAAGGAAACCUUAAAGUCCACAUGAGAACUCACACUGGAGAAAAGCCUCAUACCUGCCAACAGUGUGGAAAGAGUUUCAGUAAGAAAGGAAACCUUACAGACCACAUGAGAAUUCACACUGGAGAAAAGCCUUAUACCUGCCAACAGUGUGGAAAGAGUUUCAGUCAUAAAGGAAACCUUAUAAUUCACAUGAGAGUUCAUACAGGAGAGAAGCCGUUCACAUGUGAUCAGUGCAGGAAGAGUUUCAGUCAAUCAUCAAGCCUUAAAGAACACAUGAAAGUUCACACUGGAGAGAAACCGCACACAUGUGAUCAAUGUGGGAAGAGCUUCACAACCAAACAACAUCUUAAGGUUCACAUGAGAGUUCAUACAGGAGAGAAGCCGUUCACAUGUGAUCAGUGUGGGAAGAGUUUCUCACGAUCAUCAAGCCUUAAAGAACACAUGAAAAUUCACACCGGAGAGAGAUCGUUCACAUGUGAUCAAUGUGGGAAGAGUUACACACAAAAAGGAAAUCUUAAGGAUCACAUGAGAGUUCACACUGGAGAGAAGCCGUUCACAUGUGAUCAGUGUGGGGAGAGUUUCAGUCAAUCAACAAACCUUAAAAAACACAGGAGGAUCCACACUGGAGAGAAGCUACACACAUGUGAUCAAUGUGACAAAACAUUUCUAGAGUCAUCAACCCUGAAGAGACACCUGACAGUUCAUACAAAGGAGAAGCCACAUUCAUGUUCUGUGUGUGGAAAGAGUUUUUCACUGCUGUAUUAUUUAUAUCAACAUCAGAAAACACACACUGGUGUGAGAGAGUACAUGUGCUUUGAGUGUGAGAAGACUUUUACUACAGCAAACAAUUUAAAAGUGCACCAGAGAAUUCACACUGGAGAAAAACCUUACAAUUGUUCACACUGUGACAAGAGAUUUAGUGAUUCAUCAUCUCUGAAAAUACACGAGAGGAUCCACAGCAGAGAGAAGCCGCACACGUGUGAUCAGUGUGGAAAGAGUUUCACUAUUAAAAGUAACCUGAAGAUACACAUGAGAAUUCACACUGGAGAAAAACCUUACAAGUGUUCACACUGUGACAACAGAUUCAGUCAGUCAUCACAACUGAAAACACAUGAGAGGAUCCACACUGGAGAAAGAUCUUACAAGUGUUCAUACUGUGACAAGAGAUUCAGUCGUUCAUCAUCUCUGAAAUCACAUGAGAGGGUCCACACUGGAGAGAAGCUGCACACGUGUGAUCAGUGUGGAAAGAGUUUCACUAUUAAAAGUCACCUGAAGAUACACAUGAGAAUUCACACUGGAGAAAAACCUUACAAGUGUUCACACUGUGACAACAGAUUCAGUCAGUCAUCAUCUCUGAAAACACAUGAGAAGAUCCACACUGGAGAAAAACCUUACAAGUGUUCACACUGUGACAACAGAUUCAGUCAGUCAUCAUCUCUGAAAACACAUGAGAAGAUCCACACUGGAGAAAAACCUUACAAGUGUUCACACUGUGACAAGAGAUUCAAUCAGUCAUCAUCUCUGAAGACACAUGAGAGGAUUCACACUGGAGAAAAACCUUACAAGUGUUCACACUGUGACAAGAGAUUCAAUCAGUUAGCACAUCUGAAACAACACAAGAAGAUCCACACUGGAGAGAAGCUGCACACAUGUGAUCAGUGUGGAAAACGUUUCACUAUUAAAAAUCACCUGAAGAUACACAUGAGAAUUCACACUGGAGAAAAACCUUACAAGUGUUCACACUGUGACAAGAGAUUCAGUCAGUCUUCAUCUCUAAAAACACAUGAGAGGAUCCACACUGGAGAGAAGCCACACACGUGUGAUCAGUGUAAAAAGAGUUUCUCUAUUAAAAAUCACCUGAAGAUACACAUGAAGAUCCAUGCAGUGGAGAAACCACAUCACCACAGUCUGAAAUCAUGAUAAGUAGUUCAUCUUUGUGCUGAGAAACAACGUCUCUUCUAAGACACACACCAAAUCUCUCCUCUCCACCUAUAGAUGGCACUGUUGCACUGUCUGCUGUUGAAUUAUCCAGGUUGUGGAUGAGGAGCGGCCCCUGAUGUGAUUGCGAAGCAUUUAGGGUGUACAGUAGUACAUAGUAAAGUGCUAUAUAAAUGCGUCAUUCAUUCAUUUAUUCAUAGUUAUCCAUUUCUCAAUAUGCUUUCUUGUCUGUGUUCUUGUGAAACGUCAUCAGUUGCUGUCCAAGUACUGUUCCAGUUCAAAAUUCACAUCUAGCCAAGUACAGUUCAAAUCUCCGGAUGUGUUCUUGAUACACCCUUUUUAUCACGAAUACAUAGAGAGGUGACUUGUGCGGACUUGAGACAGCCAGGUAUCCCAGAAUGCAUUGCGUACUAACCAGCAAGUGUUAGUAGCAGAGGAGAAAACCCAAGUAAUUCAAACAUACUACUGUUAUUAUGUCAUGAUAUGUAGUUUUAAGAGUUUUCAGGCAAGAGUGUACUGUUUUAAAGCUCAAAUUUGUGGUUUAUUGAUAAAAGUAGAGCCUAUUUGGAGUUGUGAGAUCCAGAUGAUCACCUGGUGCUCAGUGCUCAUGUACCCCGCUGAGAGCAUCCUUACCUUGGCUACUUCUUCUGAUGUUUGCCGUUGACUCUGAUGUCUCUGUAGUGGUUGAACAUAAUAUAAUUCAUCUUUUGUAUAUCUAACGGGUGAUCUUUGGUCUCAUAAAUCUAUAAUUUGUUGAACUAAAAGUGAAAUCUCAUAACUUUAUAUAGUUAGGAGUUAUAUUUUACUGUUGUAGCCUACUAGAGCGCUGACUUUGUAUGUUUGACUGAAUCAUUUGCUUUAUUUUUUAUUGUAUCUUCUUAUACUUUUUGCUUAUACUUUUAUAAUAGUUAUUUGGUAAUUAAAACUGAUAUCUAACAAAAAGAGUUAGGGUUGUUUUAUAUUUGCAGACUAUAUGCAUAUAUUGCCUGAACCACAUAUGUUUAAUAUUUUUAAAAUGUAAACAAAUAUAGGAAGAACUGUGUUUUAUAGUUUGUUUGGUUAUAAAUAUACAUGCAGUGAAGAUUGUAACACUCUGCCUAAAUAAGGCAGGCUACACAAAUAAAGUUUGUUCUUUUCCCUCC
This is a messenger RNA of Megalobrama amblycephala (Wuchang bream), 4760 nucleotides long. RefSeq names its product gastrula zinc finger protein XlCGF57.1-like. The record is from RefSeq and is a predicted model, not a curated record. The transcript is spliced from 3 exons. Gene Ontology annotation, molecular function: RNA polymerase II cis-regulatory region sequence-specific DNA binding; DNA-binding transcription factor activity, RNA polymerase II-specific. Gene Ontology annotation, biological process: regulation of transcription by RNA polymerase II. Lineage: Eukaryota; Metazoa; Chordata; Actinopteri; Cypriniformes; Xenocyprididae. Bases 211 to 3600 code for a protein of 1129 amino acids.